Molecule: messenger RNA, 2154 nt
Organism: Penicillium salamii
Lineage: Eukaryota; Fungi; Ascomycota; Eurotiomycetes; Eurotiales; Aspergillaceae
Source: the annotation of a GenBank genome assembly
AUGGCAUCGCCGAGGACUGAGGAAACUUCCCAACUAAUCAAUGCAGUCGACUACUUCCGGAAGUGUCCCGAGCGGCCUGCACCACUAGCUUGCUUUCUCAGUCAUGUACACAGCGAUCACUUGCAGGGCCUGGAGUCCUUCCGCGCACCGUUUAUUUACUGUUCUCCCGCAACGAGAGAGCUACUGCUCCGCAUCGAAAAGUACCCUCAUCGAAUGAACUUUACCAAAGGCAUCCUAGAGUCACGCCGGCUGCACUAUAAGCAUUUGGCAAAGCUUCUGCGCCCAAUCCCUUUGAAUGCCCCAACAGAGAUUGAACUCACCCCGCGAUGUCGUAUCAGGGUGACAUUGUUCGAUGCAAAUCAUUGCACUGGGGCUGUGAUGUUCCUCAUAGAAGGGGAUGGCAAGGCGAUCAUUUACACGGGUGAUAUUCGAGCCGAGAAAUGGUGGGUCGAUAGUUUGAUCCGCCAUCCCGUCUUGAUUCCAUAUACGCUGGGCCAGAAACGACUGGAUAAGUUGUACCUGGAUUCUACGUUUGCGAGCAAGACCAAUCCGUUUCGACAGUUCCCUUCCAAGGCCGAAGGGCUGGCUGAACUGUUGCAGAAAGUUCAAACUUAUCCCCACGAUACCAAAUUCUAUUUUCGGGCGUGGACAUUCGGCUAUGAAGACGUGUGGGUGGCACUCUCAUCCGCAUUGAAUUCCAAGAUACACGUGGAUCGCUAUCAGAUGGGGAUUUAUCGAUCACUAACCCAAUCAAAACUACCAGGAGUCAGCGAGGUGCCGGCUCUCUGUGGCUUUGAGCUAGGGAACCGAGCUGUGAGCGGCUGUCUCAGCAACGACGAGUCAAGUCGAAUCCAUAGUUGUGAACCUGGAGUAUCGUGCUCCGCAGCUGGCGGCACAAACACGGUGUAUAUCGUGCCUAUCGUUAACCGCACCCCCAAUGGUACUGAAGUUCCCGAAGUCGGCGCCGGUGGUGGUAUUGGGGAUCUGUACCAGGCCCACGAACUCGAGCUGCCAGACGAGUCCGCACUGGCUGAGUUGGAGAAACUCUGUCUGCAACAUGUUCAUGAUCCGGAGGUGUUGCUCCAAAUGCGAAACGCACUCCUUCGAGGAUUCAAGUCGAAGAAGAAAGCCUUAUCACUGGAGACCUAUGGUCUCAAGCAAGGAGGCGAGAUAUCCUUGAAGAAACUUGUGACUGCCCUCAGCCACGGACCGUCCAGCGUAUCUGAUAGAACUGCGGAAUCUGAUCUUCCGACCACAAUACGCUUCCCAUAUUCUCGGCACUCCUCCUAUUCCGAACUUUGUGGGCUUGUCGCCGCAUUCCAGCCUCAAGAUCUUUAUCCAUGCACCGUUGACUCAACAAAAUGGAACGAUGAUGUUUCAAUGGAACGCCUCUUUGGCCACCUAUGUUCAGGCAACAUGUUUACCCAUGAUAUCCGCAUGCGAAAGAUCAAGGAAGACGAAGAGAGCGAAUCUCGCCCGAUUAAAAGGGCACGCUACGAUACGGAAGUAUCCACUCAGUCCUCCCAAGAAACCAGCAGUGGGUUGGAUUAUAUCGAAAUUCACCCAGCUGAUCCAACUCCCCAGGCCGAGGAGCAGCCUUUACCACGCCAAUUCGGUACAUCAGAAGAUGCGGCCAGGGAGAAACGCAAUGAGAUCCGCCGCGCACAUCGCUAUCUACAUGAACACGCCCAGCCGGGACUUUUGCAACUUGACCCUCUUCCUACAACCUGGCCAACAGCAGAUGAAGAUAACUUCAACAUAAAUGUGGCCAAUGAAGGCGGCGAGGACGAUGAGGACGACGAAGCCACACCCGUACCUGAGCAACACCCAAGGCAUUCAGCUACAUCUUCUCCAGUAUCCAAAACGAACAACCCAACACGCAUUUAUUCGACAGACGGCGCCAUGUCCCCAUAUCCCUCCAAUGGUCAGACAGAUAGCCAGCUGACAGAUACACUUACGGUCUCAAUCUCCGAGUCAGCAUUCGACUCCCCCGAUCAAAUGGGAGACUCGCCUCGAAACCGAGAAAGUGUGGCUCGUGCACGCCGUGCGCGCAUGGAUGCGUAUCUAGCUGCACGUCGGGAUACCUUUUCUGCAUGGACAGAUGUGUCGCUUGUUUCGGCGGACAACCAUGCCGAGGAGGAGAUCGAACUGUAG